Messenger RNA from Anarrhichthys ocellatus (wolf-eel), 5709 nucleotides. Its product is annotated as rap1 GTPase-GDP dissociation stimulator 1. Gene Ontology annotation, biological process: positive regulation of GTPase activity. The coding region runs from base 290 to 1972 and encodes 560 amino acids. Gene Ontology annotation, molecular function: protein binding; guanyl-nucleotide exchange factor activity. The record is from RefSeq and is a predicted model, not a curated record. The transcript is spliced from 14 exons. Lineage: Eukaryota; Metazoa; Chordata; Actinopteri; Perciformes; Anarhichadidae.
AGAGAACGCAAGCGCAGUGGCUGCAGGGAGGGGGGUACAGAGUGGCGGAUAAUGGGAUUGAGAAAGCGAGAAGCAGGAGUAGAGAGAAACAGACAGACAGAGAGAGAGAAAGAGAGACAGAGUUGGGGUACACCUGACCUUAAGAAGGGAGGGUAGCUCCUCUGCUAGCCACAUACCCACACUUACACACACACACACACACACACACACACACACACAUACAUACGUACACUGUGCUAACACGCAGAGGCAGUGAGCCAGCAAGCAGAGAGCGUGUCGACCAGCAGCCAUGACAGACACCGACUCUCUAAGCGAGGCCCUAAACGCUAUCAGUGUGAGUACAGAGCUGAUUGAAGAGGAGCUCAAGCCGCAUUUGGACACAAUGCUGGCUGCUCUUCUGGAAAAGAAGAAGGAUGCUGCUGUUGAGAUCGCCAGAAGUGGGAUUCUACCCACACUGGCUCAAGCCUUAAGGAGCCAAAGCUGCCUGAGCUGCCAGGUGGCUCUGGUGGUGGCAGAGAUGGCCAGAGAAGCUGCAGUCAGGGAGCCGUGCAUCGAGGCGGGCCUGGUGAAGGUGCUGGUUCCCCAUCUGAGCAGCAAUAACCAGGAGAUGCUGCUGAACACCGGCAGGGCCAUCGGACGCAUCUGCUUCGACAGCUCAUACCAACAGGACCAGUUAGUCCAGAGCGGUGUGAUCCCCAGACUGGUGUCCAUUAUAAGGGAGUAUCCAGAGAACGAGCCCCUGGUCAAUGUCUGCCUGCUGGCCCUCUGUAACCUGGCUGACAUGGACUCUUCGAGGGAGGCCCUGACUGAGCUGGAUGUGGCAGGUAUACUGACCUUUCAGCUGAAACGGGCACCGGAUGCAGAACGCCGACACAUCAUCCUUGAGAUAUUGGGCUCACUGGGCGAGAGCGAUACACUGAAGCUGCAGUUUGCAGAGUCCGGAGUACCAGCGGCUUUAUCAGAGAUGAUUCAGGGUCUGCAGGGAGGUUCUGACCCACACGACCUCUGCAGCAUCAAGAUCGCCUCCAACCUCAUCGUGUCCCUGCUUUUGGGAGAUGAGUCCAUGCAGAAGUGUUUUGGUGAGGGAUCAGGUCUGGUGUAUCAGGAUGUUCUGUCAUGGCUACAGAGCCACAACACCCAGCUACAGCUGUCCGGAGCCCUGGCCAUCGCCAACUUCGCCAGGAACGACAGUAACUGUGUGAAGAUGCUGGACCUCGGUGUGGUUCCUCACAUCCUGACCUUGUUGGAGCAGCAUGUCGACGAAGGAGACGUGUCCGUUCAACAUGCUGGACUGAGCGCGCUCAGAAACCUGGCCAUCCCCGCCACCAACAAAGUGCGAAUGCUGGAGGACGGGGUGACUGAGAGGAUAAAGACCUUGCUGCGCUCCGACAUGCCGCCAGUUCAGUUCAAACUGCUGGGUACACUACGCAUGAUGGUGGACGGACAAGAGGAGGCAGCUUUGGUGCUGGGGAGGGACGCUGUGCUGCUGGCUCGAGUCAUGGAGUGGUGUGAAGCCAAAGACCACGCAGGAGUGCGGGGAGAAGCCAGUCGCCUCUUGGCUGCCUUCAUCAGACACAGCCGCAACCCUGAAGUUGUCCAUGCUGUAGCCAAAGCAGAUGGGGUUCGGCACCUUAUCUCCAUGGCAACAAGUGAACAUGUCAUCAUGCAGAACGAGGCCUUGGUUGCCCUGGCGAUAGCAUCUGCCAUUGACAUUGAGUCUGUGAAGGAGCCGUUUAGGGAGGCAGAGCUGUUGCCCAUGCUGAAGAAGAUGUUGGAGGAUCCUGUUGGGGCAGUCGAAGUCAAGUUCAGUGCUUUAGGUCUCAUCUGCAGCCUGGCUAACUCCAGUGUGAUGAAGGUGGAGUUGAACUCUGUGAACAUGAAGGAAAGCCUCAGUCUACUGACAGAUCACAGCAGCAGUAAACUUGCCUCGCAGGCCAGCUCCAUACUGGCCACUCUCAGCGACACCAGCUAAACCAGCACACUGCAUAAACAAUGGAUCUCAUCUGCUGAACGGAUUAACCGGCUUACUCAAUAACUCAUCCUCACAACCAACCUGUUUAGGUGUAGAAAAAGUGCGGUUUACGUAAACAUUAACUAAAUAACAACACAUCACUAUUAAGUCACUAAAUGGUUGAUGGACUUGAAUUUGUAUAGCACCUUUCUAGUCUUCCGACCACUCGAAGCGCUUUUACUCUAUAUGUAACACCCGUUCACCGAUAUUCAUACACUGGCAGAGACUAGCGAGUUAUUAACGAGUCAUGUAACUAAUGUACUAAUGACUCACGACAAAAUAUUAAUGUUUACAUUUAGUUACGCAAGGGACACGAACAGCGGUCUCCUGGACAAAAGUCCUGUGUUUGUUUGACCCCUUCACUUCCUGCCUGCCAUGUGUGGGCCAUCCCUCGCUUUAUAAUACCUCAGUUGCUCUGACUAUCGACUAAUGACGCAGAUGGGUUUAAAUUGGAGUCAGUUGAAAGCCCGGUGUGUCUCACACAGACACUAAAGGGUGCCUUGGUGUGUCAGUAUCAGACUGAGGAGCGCUGACCAACUGUUGGUAUUUGACGAGUUAGGAGUGAGACCAGGUAUAUUCAAUGGCAUACUUUAAUUCAAAUAAUCUUACUGCACAGAUACUGCUAAAUAUUGCAAUGGCUUCUAAUAAAAUGGAUUUUGUGUUGCAAUAAUUACUAAUUACGGACAAGCAAGACUUAAAAUCAAGGGGUUCAUUCGAUCAGGAGCAUGAAUGUACUCAACUUUUUCCAUGGAUAUCUACCGGAUAGAUUAUGAGACAUCCUUUGCGCAAAGUUGACAUUUUGGACGAAGGGUAGAGUUUGCAAAAAAGUUUAAGGUGUCCAAAAACGAAAGGGUUAGUGUCUGGGGAGCAUGAAUGUGCUUAGUACAUUUGAUGGUAAAACUGUCUAUUAGAUUUUGACAUUUCUUUAAUACAAAUGCACAGUAAAUGUAGUGUUACGGCCUUUACACAGUGGGGAAGUGAUGAAUAACCGACAUGACAAUAUGCAAAUAUUUCAUAUCAAAACUGUUCAUACCGGCGUACCUUUUCCUGAACACAACUACCAAGAUCCUAUUCACACAGAGAAGCAUUCGGCAGUUAGAUAUUUUAUUGAGUUACUUUGAGUUCCCUCUAGUUAACAGCUACACAGUGUAUAUGUCAAGCAGAAGGAGUGGAUCUGGUAUGCGCUGCCUUUGUCAAGGUUGAAUGGUGCAAUGAAGUUUUCCAUCUUGGUUUGGGAUGUUGCACACUAUAGUGUACAUUUGGAAUAUGUCCGUUCUGCAUGAAAAAAGACUCACUGGAUGUAGACUGUGAGACCUUCGCUGCAUCCUGUGCUUAGCUCCGCCCAAGUCCAUUGUGAUUGCUUUAAAGAAUUGCAAACAAACCAGAGCGUUUUAUCCUCUUUACCAGAACAACAAUCUGUGACGCCAGACAUUUCUUUAGAGCUGACACAGCUGCCUUUUUUGCCAUGUAAUAUUUGUGUUCUGUGCAAAGGUACCCAUGUUAAUAUGUUGACAUUUAAUUGCACAAAGAUAAAACCGCCUGUGUGUAAAGGCUGUUAGUUGUGGCAUUAUAGAGGAAGAUUCAGGGGUUCUGCAAAAUCUGAAGAAUUCAGCUUCCUUGGAUGAUGUAUCCACAUAAAUUGUUAUUGAAAAUCCCGUCUUUAGUUAUCAAAAUAAGUUGUCAUGGCCUGUAGUUUUUGUGGUAUCUUGUUCUGGAACAAAGUGGUCACCUUCUUUGGGCUCCACUGGAAGAAGUUCAAAAAUACUAGAGGAAAACAUUUCAUCUGAUGGGAUGCAAGCCUAUGAUGACCAUUUGGUAUGCACGGAGUUUUACUCCUAAACUUUCUACGCUAAUAUCUAUUCUUUUAGUACAAGCUCAGCUGCAAGUACAUCACAUGAAGUUCAGUCUCUCUCUCUAUUUGUCUCUGUUGUCAUGGAGAUGGCGCCGUUGUCAUCACAUGACCAACACGAAGGAUUUGUACAAAAUAUGAAGUUAGAAUUGCUAGAAUUUAAUGAAUUAAUUUGAAUGACUCCAGCUACAAAUAGAAACACUGGCUGAGAUUGUUAAUAUCAAUUUGAAUGUGCAGUGCUUUGGGCUUGCUUGCUAUCUUUAUUGGUUUAAAAUGUACUUUAAGAUUGAGGUGUUUUUAAUGGGCUGAAACCUACAUAACCAGCUCAGCCACCAUCAAAGCGCUUUAAACCAUACUGUCCACGCUGCAAAUCACCACUGUCAUUCUGAAUCGUGUCAAACAGAACUAUUAAUGGAGCCACAAUAACAAGUAAUACAUCUGCAUGGCCUUAGGUUAGUAGUGAUAUCAUGACCCAACCCAACUUGGUUAUGCUUAAUGAACCUUUGUUGUCGCAUAGUUAAAGAAUGAACUAUUUGGUUAUUGUUGGACAUGGUUAGAAGAAAUCAACAUAGCUUCUGGUACUACUUAUAAUCCCAUGCAGAGGAAUCAUGCUCUGUCAGCCUGAAGUCUUGUUCACAGUAUACUAGAAAAACCUGCAUAUUGUGCUGGAUAUGCUGGGAUAUUGAGAAGAAAAGACUCUUUCUAUGGGAGCUAACUUAAUGGCAGGAACCAGUUUGUAAAUACUUAAUGCGUUAGUUUCUACUUAUUGCUAAUUUGGGCGUGAUGGCCACAGAGGGUGUGUCUUCAGUACAAUUAAUUUAGUGUCAAGAAACAGUAGUAUUAAUAACAGUACAAUCCUUCCUGCAGACUUUGAUUGAGGUUAGGCAUUGGCCUUGUAUGGUUGAGGUUAGACAUUGUCCUCCAAUGCUUGAGGUUGAGGUUAGGCAUUGUCCUCCAACGGUUGAGGUUAGGCAUUGACCUCCAAUGGUUGAGGUUAGGCAUUGUCCUCCAAUAGUUGGGGCUAGGCAUUGUCCUCCAAUGGUUGUGGUUAGGCAUUGAUCUCCAACGGUUGACGUUAGGCAUUGACCUCCAAUGGUUGAGGUUAGGCAUUGUCCUCCAAUAGUUGGGGCUAGGCAUUGUCCUCCAAUGAUUGAGGUUACACAUUGACCUCUAACAGUUGAGGUUAGGCAUUGACCUCCAACGGUUGAGGUUAGGCAUUGUCCUCCAAUGGUUGAGGUUAGGCAUUGUCCUCCAAUGGUUGAGGUUAGGCAUGGACUUUGAUUGGUAAAGGUUUUUUACUAACUGUUUUGCUACCAUCUAAACAAUUAACCAGUUAUCCAAUUGCUCGUCCAUGCAGCUCCAGCAUAACAGUAAUAGCCAUGGCUAACACCUCUCUAAAGAAAGCUUCCUGAUUGAUGUUAUAGUCUACAGCAAACUUGAUGGUUCUCCAUCUCAUGGAGGAAUCCAAGAAGCACAAAGUGAAGAAGCCACAUGCACAACAUUAUUGUAUAUACAGUGUUCUAAGCAAUUCAGUGUGCAUUUAUAGUUGAGUAAGCAGAGGAAAUGGUGAGCAUGUGUGCUCUACACAACGUAAAGUGAAAAAUCUGGCAAUGGACAUGAAGCAGCAGUUCUGUAUAAUGUUUUAUGUAAUAUCUGUAUUGACAUAUUCAGUAUACAUAACUAGAUAUCACUUUAAAUCUGUGAACAAAUCUGUAUAUUUUUCAGGGAGGGCAUUUUUGACAUUUUCUGAGCUAUGUUCUAGAGAGAUAAUAAUAAAGUCAUGCAAUGUCUUCCCCGAAAAGAUGUCUAUUGUUUGUUUGUUUCCUUUAAUAAAUGAAUAUGAAAUGUG